CCGAGAGGCGCCCCGUGUUUUCGUAAGGCUUUAGUUCCGCGCCGGGUGCCACGAUAGUUGCAUCGGGAGCUGCGACGCGUGCGACUUUCAUUCCCAUAGAAACACAGACACGCAUACACAGCUACACAGCAGGCAGGCAGGAGAGAGAACUCGCGCCCACGGACAGAUCACGCUUUCCAGGAGCUUCUCUGCGACCGAACUGUGCGCAGUCAGUUUCGCUGCUGCGAAGUGAUAUCGUGGGACACAGUCAUGAGGAGAAGCGAGACGACGGGAUGAUCAUGCGGAUGAUGAUGACGAUGAUGACGAUGAUAAUGUCGAGGACCUGCGCGUUCGACGAUGUGCCGUGUGUGUGAUGAUUAUUCAGAUUAGUGUAGUGUCGUGGUGAUGCGACUCGCUAGUGAUAAGGAGAGCGACUCCUAAAGUUAUUUAUUAAGUAACUCGUGCUGCCGAACUCGAAGUGUGCACUGCGAGUAAGAUAUCGAGCGUGAGCUACGAGGGACGACGACGCACACUCACAGACGGAGAGAUAAGAGACUCCAGCAGCAGCAGCAGCGGUGGCAGCAGCAGUGAAAUGCGAAGAGCUCGGCAGUAGAGCCAAGCCAUCAGUCGCAGAUUCCGAGAAAGAAGAGAAGAGGCCCUCCCUCUCGAGCCCGAGCACGUCCGCUCGAGCUUCAGCAGCCGGACCGGAGCUGUAAUUCGUUGGGAGAAAUCUCGUCAUCCGUCGCUCGAGCGUGAACUUGCGCCUGUCCGGUGCGGGUCACCCACCCCAGGCCACGAAAAUUCUCGACUACAUAAUGGACAUGAGCAGCGAAUCGAGCGCGGCGCGCUGGUACGAGCCGCCGAGGAGCCUCGGCGAGCCCGGCUCGGCGGGCGGGGCCGGCGGCGGUGGCGCGGGUGGUGGUGGCGCCACCGGCGGUGGCGCGACACCCGCCAGCGCCGCAGCUGGCAACAACUCCGUCGGCAACCCCCAGGACUACCGGGGUUACUACACCCACGCGGCGCCCACCCACCACCCCGCCGCCCACUACGCGCACAGUAGGAUGUCGAGCAGCGGGAUGCCAGGCGGCCCCAUCAGCCAGGUCUGCCGUCCGCACUUCGCUCCGUCGCUGCACCCCUGGGGCUUCCCCACGACGUCCGCCUCGACGAACGGCACGUCCGAGGAGAAGCCCCAGAGCCCGCUGGGCUCGAACAUGGCCCCAGGCAGCACGGCCGCGAGCCUGGCCAGCCACGCGAGCGGGCACCCCUUCCCCUUCCCGCCGACGCCGCCCAAGGAUGCCACCCCGGACAGCAUCACCGCGAGCAACACCUCCAGCGGGCCGAGCAACAACAACAACAACACGAGCAGCAGCAACAACAACGGCCUCGGCCUGGGCACGGGGGGCGCAGGCGGCAGCGAGUACCAGGCGGCGGUGGCGCACGCGGCGGUCAUGGGCGCGUUCAUGCACCACCAGGACGCGCUGGGCUCCUCUGCCGCGGGCUCCUGCGACGUCAAGCCCUCCGUCAUGCUCGGCGGCCACCAGCACGGCGCCCCGUCGCCGCCCCACCAGCACAACGCCGGCGGCCAGCAGUCCCAGGGCGGCCAGGUCAAGCAGCGCGAAGGUAACCAGCAGCAGCAGCAGCAGCAGCAGCAGCAGUCCAGCCAGCAGCAAGACUACAACCAGAGCAAUCAGCAGCAGCAGCAGACGCCGAACUCGCCGUGUCGAGAGAGCUACUCGAACGCGCACCACAGCUCGCAGUACGACCCGGCCGCCUCGGCCUACAACAUGUACCAACACCUCCAGUAUCCCAGCCAUCACUCCCACAACCAUCCCCCCGCGGCAGCCUCCCUCUUCUCCUCGGCGGCGAACCACCACGCGGCCGCCGCUGCAGCCGCGGCGGCCGUCGUGCCCGGUCUCGGCUCCGCCGACUCCUCCAAACUGUUAGGCUCGCACGUCGGCGCGCAGAACACGCCCAACUCGCCGGGCUCCCAGCAGCACCAUCAGCAGCAGCAGCAGCAAAAGCCCAGGAACAAGUCCAGGACGUCCGCCGAAGGCCGCGAGUGCGUCAACUGCGGCGCGACGUCGACACCGCUCUGGCGACGAGACGGCACAGGCCACUACCUCUGCAACGCCUGCGGACUCUACUACAAGAUGAACGGCCAGAACCGGCCGCUGAUCAAACCCAAACGACGCCUGUCGGAGCAGUCACUGCAGAGCGCCGCGAGACGAGCGGGCACGAGCUGCGCGAACUGCAAGACGGCCACGACGACGCUCUGGCGGAGGAACCAGGCCGGAGAGCCCGUCUGUAACGCCUGCGGCCUCUACUACAAACUUCACAACGUCAACCGGCCGCUGACUAUGAAGAAGGAGGGCAUCCAGACGCGAAACAGGAAGCUCUCGUCGAAGAGCAAAAAGAAGAAGGCCGGCGGCUGCCUCGGACUCGGCGGCGUCAUGGGCGACAUGAUCAAGGCCACCGGGCACCUGGACCUCGACAACAAGCCCUUCCACUCCGGAUUCGGAUCGCCCAUGAGCGAGUAUCGUACCUCGCAGCACCACCACACGAUGCACCCAGCGAUGCAGCACUACAUGUACCACACGGGCGUCGGCGUGGGCGUCACCGGCUCGCUGCACCAGGGCUUCGCGCCGCCGGCUCCGCCGCCGAUCCACCCGCACUCCCACUCCCACUCGCACUCGCACCACAUGACGAGUCUGCAGGGGCUCCAGCUGGCCGCAACGACGAACGCAAUGACGGGCUGGCGAUCCGAGUACACAUGAACGGCCAGCGUCGCGCACUAAGCCGAUGAUGCAGAGCAGCGGCGGCCCAGCCAAGACAGGCUCCUGGACACAGCCCACCUCACGUGAAAAAGACACACAGACACAAGAUACUCUUGAUCACCACCACCACCUACUCCUCCUGCUCCCCCUCCUCCUCCUCCUCCUCCUCCUCCUCCUCGUCCUGCUCCUUGUCUUCGCUCCUGACGAUGGACAGAGUGAGCUCGGUGUGUAUACACGUGCGCACACGCGGUGGAAAGGAGAAAGGCUUUCGCUUACUUCCUACGCAACGGUAACCGCGCACGAGAGGCUAUGAGACACAGCUGUCCGUGUACGCAGGAGCGAGUGUGAGUUAUCCGUUUUUUCUUCAUAUGCAUACAUUGUCGUUGGCGUGCUUCGGAGGGCUGAGAGCGGAGGGAAGAAGACGACGACGAGUUCCAUGAUGUGUACAUAUGUAUAGUAUAAAGCAUUGAAGAGGGAAAUAAAGUACCGAGACACAAGAGGACGGCCCUGCGCGAGUACAUACAAGGAUUCGAGAACACAGAACAAAAUAACAUUUAGGGUCCAUCGAGCCCCGGCCCCAAGUACAAACGAAGUCAGCUCUUAAUUAUAUACUUGUAUCGAGUCUUACGAUUCUUGUACAUAGCAGCACAAUUAUAUCGUAUAUUAUGAUGAUAAUUAUAACGAGUAUAAAUAUUAAUUGAGAUAAAGAAAAAGUAUAAGAUGCGCGAGUGAGGAUUAAUUGCCGAGCGUAUACAAGAGAGUGAAAGUGCGAGAGAGAGUUGCAAUGUUUUUCUCGCUUCCGCCUACCCCGGGCGCGCAUGUACGCGGCGAUAGCGGAUUUCUCCCUACAUUUCGUUCCUUUCUUUUCGUAGUUUUUUUGUUCUUUCAUGAUGAUGGGUCGACGACGACAAUGGCGGCGGCGGCGGCAAAGAUGAUGACAAUGAUUAUGAUUGCUUUCGCGACGAGCGGAAGGAAGCGAGUGAGCGCGGGAGAGCAGCGUAGGUGGCUCGUGGUCAGAUUCAUGAGUGCUCCGACUGUCGGCCGAGAUUCCAGAGCUCUCGUGCUCUACUCUCGUGUCUCCGGUCCGCAGCAGCGCAGUCUCUUCGGAUUUUGUCCCGAAAAAUAACGCGAUUUGCCCCCCCCCCCCCAACGACCGCCGAGUUUCUCCCUGGCGAGAAGAGACCGAGGCCCCGCGGUUACUUUAGCCGCUUAGUCAAAUUAUUAUAUAAUUACACAAUUAACCGCGUGUCCCGGUCCUCCCAGCCCUAGAGCGAUCGGCGUUUCGUCUAGACCGAGAAAAAGAAUAGCGAGCAAAACUAACGUGCAAACGAUAUAAACUCAAGUCCAAAGUCUCGACUACUCUGUCCGUCCGUCGGCCGCGAGGAGUCUACUCGGAGAUAUAGAGAGUGGGAGAGGGAGAGCGCGACGACCGACGGCAGCGAGCCGAGGAGAGCUGUGUUGUGCGUAUACAUAAAUAAAAGCGUUCGAGAUUUUAGCCUGUCCCCCUUUGAUCAAAGGUGUAUCGUGCAAUUUUAAGAGUAAUGAACAAAAGUGUAUGAUGAUAAUGAUGAUGAUGUUUCCCCGGGGCGCUUCCACAGCCGGACAGCCGACGCUCUGCGUCGCCGCUUCUCGAGAUGGGUUUGUUCUCCUCUCUUUCUCUUCUCUCGGGAGAAAGUCCCUUCGAGCCACGAAGGGAAUUCCUACCGACGACGCCGCUCGAUCGGGAGAACAAAUCCAUUUUCCAAGAGAGAAAGAGAGCCCUGCAGAGCCGGCCGUCCGACGGCGUUCCGAACCAAUACAGUCGUUUCGUGUGUUGUAAAUGGUUAGUUAUAUAGAGAAAAAAAAUAUACGUUUAUAAAUUAUAUAUCGAUCUCUCCUCUUCAGCGAUCGCGCCAUUGUAUGCACGUAUAUAUGUGUGAGAUUCUUCUAUAUUGAUGUAUAUUCAGUCCGUGAUUUUUCGAUGACCGGAGAGAGAGAGAGAGAGAGAGAGAGAGAGAGAGAGAGAGAGAGAGAGAGAGAGAGAGAGAAAGAGGGAAGGCUCGCGCGUCGUCCCAACGAUCAUUUAUAGCUAUUCAAAACUAUGCAUAUAAUUAACGUUUGUAGUCGCGCGAGGCUGUGCGAGAAUGAGAGAGAGAGAGAGAGAGAGAGAGACCGACAGAGAGCAAAAAGUUAAAAAUAUUCGAGCGUACAUAUGUUUAAGGAUGAGUGCGUGUGAGAGCUAGAGAGAGAGCUAAAGUGUAAAUUUUGUAUCUUCGAGAUUGUGUAUCGUGUUAUACAUUAUUGUAAUAAUAUUAGUGUGGUAUAUCCGCAUUUUGUGCAUACAAACAAGAAAUCAACUAUAGCAAUUGAAUAUCGAGUAACGUUUUAACGAUAGAUAGUCAAAAGUAUUAAGAGAAGUUAUUAUAUAAAGAUACAAAAUAGGUAAAAGAGCAAAACAGAAAAAAGGAAAAAAGAAGUCAAAAAAAAAAAAUAUUCCCAUUGCGAGUGAACGCGAUGUGGAGCGACGACGAAGAGGAGACUCGUCCCAUACACAUACACGCAUUCGCGUCGUCGAAACCACCCACACACUCUCACACAUAAACACAUUGUGAUUUUUCAAUUUCUUCAUUCGUAUAAAGAAGCGAGAAACGAGGUGUCGUCGUCCGGCGAGUCUCGCCGCGUCGAGAGGAGCAACAAAGCAAUCGCAGCGAUUUUUCCAAAAAACAAGCAAGACUGAGAGAAAGAAGCCGCGCGAGAACUUUGGAAUUUUUCAAAAAUAUCGCACUUGUGGCAAAAGAACAAUUCAAGACACAUUAACACAACACACAUACCCACGACGUGCGCGAGACACAAACGAGAGAGAUAUAUUGUGGAUAUAAGAGCGUUCAUACCUUCCGACAUGUGGAAAGGUAUCUAUCGUAGUAUUAUUAGGGAGUAGCGUGUAGCCCGUAUAAUAUUGAUUUUUUUUCAUCGAAAAAGAAACAAAGCAGAGGGCGACAAGGUGAGACCCUUUUUCGAGCGCUCUCGAAAAGUAAGCUCUCGAGUAAACACUAUGUAUAAGAGCUACACACGGAGACACCCACACGUGACGUACGCGCGCGCAAUGUAGAGAAGAUUCAGCAGCACCACAUACGAGAGAGAGAGAGAGAGAGAGAGAGAGAGAGAGAGAGAGAGAGAGAGAGAGAGAGAGAGAGAGGGAGAAUGAGGAAGAGAUGUGCGUUUGAUGCGGAAUACGAGCAGCAAGGAAAACAAAAAGGGAGACAGAGAGAAAAAUAUAAUCGAGCCGCGCGAGAGCGACGAAGAAAUAUAGCCGCCUCGUGCCGAACGACACAAACGGUGUAAAAAUGUAUGUAAGAUAUGAUUGUAAAAAAGUUUUAACUUAAAAUAAAUUAAACGAUAAAUCGUACACCAUA
This is a messenger RNA of Nasonia vitripennis (jewel wasp), 6145 nucleotides long. It is a transcript of the gene grn, whose product is annotated as GATA-binding factor C. Lineage: Eukaryota; Metazoa; Arthropoda; Insecta; Hymenoptera; Pteromalidae. Gene Ontology annotation, biological process: positive regulation of transcription by RNA polymerase II; cell fate commitment; negative regulation of transcription by RNA polymerase II. Gene Ontology annotation, molecular function: RNA polymerase II cis-regulatory region sequence-specific DNA binding; zinc ion binding; DNA-binding transcription factor activity, RNA polymerase II-specific. Bases 795 to 2753 code for a protein of 652 amino acids. The record is from RefSeq and is a predicted model, not a curated record. The transcript has 8 exons. Gene Ontology annotation, cellular component: nucleus.